UAGCAAAAAUAUUCAAAAAAUAAUCAAAAUAUUUUAUAUUACUAGAAAUAAAAAUAAAAAAUGUUACCAGGAGUUUGACACCUUCAGGGUCCAGUGAAUUUACGCCCCUGAACAUGUUUGUGAACGCAGCACACUAAAACAGAUGAUAAACUAACUUGUGUUGUGUAUGUUGUGGACGUUGUGUUGUCUGGAGUGUGUACUGUGUGUGUUGUGUCCUCGGACAGCGGGCAGCCCCGGUCAUGUGGCCGGGCGCACCUUGCCGCAGGCGGCUAUAAUUAGCUCCCGUCCCCGGAGCAUAUGUCGGAGCGGAGCCGCCGCAGCGCAGAAACACUUCCGCGUUGAGGGAAUCCGGAAGCGGACGGUGAUGAGUUAACGGCGCCGUUCACCGUCUGCAGGUACGUUCAAGCGUGUGUCUCCCGACGUCUCACCGAACCUCCGUUAGCUUGACAGGAGCUAACUCCUCCACUGUUAACGGCCGGUCGGAGCGCUGUCACGGCGGGAGGCUCCAGUCCGGUACCGGAGUUCUUGGGUCUCUCCGCCGCCGCCUUUCAACGCGUCUCAACCGGGGUGGUUCUGUGUUCCAGAGCCGGAGAACCGGAGAGCAGGUGAAGCGGAGCCGCCGCAGCAGCAGCUACAUGGAGGCUAACUGAGCGGACCGGAGCACCGCGGUUCGUUAGCAGCAGGAUGCCCGCCGGAGUUUGCGGCUGCUGUGGGCCGCUGAGGCCGAGAUACAAACGUCUGGUGGACAACAUCUUCCCCGAAGACCCCAAAGAUGGACUCAGUAAAUCUGACAUGGAGAAGCUCACCUUCUACGCUGUGUCGGCUCCGGAGAAGCUGGACCGGAUCGGAGCUUAUCUGGCCGAGAGGCUGAGCAGAGACGUGGUGCGACACCGAUACGGCUAUGUGGUGAUAGCGAUGGAGGCUCUGGACCAGCUGCUGAUGGCUUGUCACUCUCAGAGCAUCAAACCCUUCGUGGAGAGUUUCCUGCACAUGGUGGCCAAACUGCUGGAGUCCAGAGAACCGGACCUGCAGGUUCUGGGAACCAACUCGUUUGUGAAGUUUGCCAACAUCGAGGAGGACACACCGUCCUACCAUCGCCGCUAUGACUUCUUCGUCUCCCAGUUCAGCGCCAUGUGCCACUCGACCCACGAAGAUCCUGAGACCAGAACCAGGAUCCGUGUUGCCGGGAUCAAAGGUCUGCAGGGCGUCGUGAGGAAGACGGUGAACGACGAGCUUCAGGCCAUAAUCUGGGAGCAGCAACACAUGGACAAACUGAUCCCGUCCAUGCUGUUCAACAUGCAGGACAGCGAUGACCUGGACAGGGCGGGUCAUCCCAGCACGCCGUCCGGAGCCGGUCAGGACGGCGAGGAGAACCCAGCGGCGCUGGCUGAGAGCUGCUUCAGGGAGCUGCUGGGUCGAGCCGCCUACGGCAACAUGAACAACGCCGUCCGACCCGUCUUGGUUCACCUGGACAACCAUCACCUGUGGGACCCCAAUGAGUUUGCAGUUUCCUGCUUCAGAAUCAUCAUGUAUUCCAUCCAGGCUCAGCACUCCCACCACGUGAUCCAGCAGGUUCUGAACCACCUGGACCACCACAACAAGAACACUCCGCGGGUCAGAGCCGGGAUCGUCCAGGUUCUGCUGGAGACGGUGGCCAUCGCCGCCAAAGGAUCUGUGGGUCCCACAGUGCUGGAGGUUUUCAACACUCUGCUCAAACACCUGAGGAUGAGCGUCGACUUCGAGCUCGGUGAGACUUCGAGGAGGAACUCCAGCACCAGCGUGUCGUCGGGUCGGGGCAAAGAGAGCGAAGAGCGAAUCGUCCAGAACGCCAUCAUCCAAACCAUCGGCUUCUUCGGUGGAAACCUGCCCGACUACCAGCGAGCUGAAGUCAUGAUGUUCAUUAUGGGCAAAGUGCCGGUCUACGGGACUCCCUGCCACACUCUGGACACCGUCAAGAUCGGGCAUCAGGGUACGAAGAGGAUCCAGACGAUGCUGCUCAGCUCCCUCAUCAUGGUGACCUCUGGCUUCAAGUCUAAGUCCAUGGCAGCGGCAUUGCCUCCUCCCUUCCUGGACCCGCUGUUCUCCAUCUCCCUGAUGGAGGACAGUGAACUGAGGCAGCUGGUGCUAGAGAUCCUGCACAACAUCAUUGAUCGCCACGACAACCGGGCCAAGCUACGCGGCAUCAGAAUUAUUCCAAAUGUCGCAGCGCUGAAAAUCAAAAGAGAGAAGAUUUCCAAACAAGACGUUGCAUUUAUGAAGAAGCAUGGCCAGCAGCUCUACCGUCACAUCUAUCUGGGAUGCAAAGAGGAAGACAACGUCCACAAGAACUUUGAGCUGCUCUUCACCACUUUGGCCACUCUGACCAUCGAGCUGGCCAACGAGGAAGUGGUCAUCGACCUGAUCCGGCUCUCCAUCGCUCUGCAGGACAUGGCUCUGGGCAACGAGGAGAACAUGCCGAUGUUCAUCCGCUGUGGCAUCAACGCGCUGGUGGCGGCGUACCUCAACUUCCUGAGCCAGAUGAUCGCCAACCCGCCGUUCUGUCAGCACGUCAGCAAGGUGAUUGAGCUGAGGAACCUGGACGCUCCGUAUCUCCUCCCAGAACACAUCUUCAGAGACAAGUGUCCACUCCCCGAAUCUCUGGACAAAGAGGACCGACAGCUGUAUUUCCAGACGGCCGACAUGGCCGAGUGUCUGGCAGGUCCAGGAUACAACGCAGAGCGGCUCUCCAUCCCGUACAUCCCUCAGGUCACAGAUGAAGAUCGUCUGACCAGGAGGAAGAGCUUCGUGGACACCAUCUCCCUGCAGGUGGACAUCAUGUCCAACAGCCUGCCUGACAAGUCCCAGCUGGCCGAGGAGAUCACAUUCGAGACCCUGAAGAAGGCCAUCGAUACGACUGGUUUGGAGGAGCAGGAGCGAGAAAAGAGGCGUCAGGUGAUGGAGAAGUUCCAGAAAGCUCCGUUUGAGGAGAUCGCUGCUCACUGCGAGUCCAAGGCAAACAUGCUGCACGACCGACUGGCUCAAAUCUUCGAACUCACAAUCAGGCCUCCACCCAGUCCAUCCGGAGUGGUUUCCAUCUCGGCCGGACACACCCAGCAUCAGUCCGUCCCCGUCUACGAGAUGAAGUUCCCAGACCUGUGUGUCUACUGAAAACACCACACAAACACACAUCAACAUCGCACAGGAAACCGCAAAAAUUAGAAAAAAAAAAAAAAAAUGCUGAGAAAGAACGACACAAUCACAACCUGUAUUCCAGUUUAAUCUAUUCAACCAGCGCACAUGAGGCGGGGAUGCUGCCAGAGACGGCAAACGCAGCAAAACUGGAGGAACUUUGAGCCUCAAAAAGGGGAAACAUUCCUCACAAAUCCCAAAAAAACAUCGUUCAUUAAACUUUCCAAACCUGUGCAACCUCCAUUUUUCUGUUCUUCUCUAUAUACUCAUUUAUCAGACGUGAUCCGAUUUGCUGCGUUUUCUUUCCCAACUCACAUCCCUGAAACUCAACCUUUUGAGUCACCAAGAACAAAAAAAAAAAAAAACGAACAACAUAAACCGCUUGAGAUUUUAGUGCAUUGAUGUCGAAUCCGCCGUUGCUUCGCACCUUGUACAUAAACAAUAACGCUCUCGUAGAAAAUGGCUUCUUAACAAGUAUCCGUUCUCUUGUUUGCGUCGGUGAAGUCACAGGUUAGUAGAAAAUAUCUUAGCUGUCAGCUGUAAAAAGACAAAAAUACCAGAAAUAAGUGCAGCUGUGGUAGAAGGCAGUUUAGUUCUAGGCUCACAGUUAAAGCUACGCUGUCAAAUAAGCUUUAGAAAUGACUUCAACUGCCAGCUGAGUGUUCGGAGAUGAAGCUAAAGCGACACCUGAGAGGCUCGUGCUUGGUGAUGGUUGGUUUGCUGCAGGUUUCUAGAAAACAUCCAAUAUUCAGACUUUCAGGGUUGGAAAUUGCCAAAGAGAUGUGAGCGGAGUGGUGCAGAUUUCUUGUUUUCAUCUUGUUUUAAAUAGAUGUUUUCCAGCUUGUAGGAUCUUUUAGGGCAACCUGAAUGUUUGGAAGAGUUCUGAUUGCAAGAACUGACCCUGCAGAACCUCUAUUAGGACGCGUUUUAACUCUAGGUUCUAAUUAAAAACCCUGAGAAAACUAAACCUGGAGAGUACGGGACCAUUUUUCUGCUUCUUGAUGUCCUCAUCCAGUCGUCAUCUUCUCCAUAUAUACUAACAUGCUGAACCAUUGUUCUGUUGCCGACAUAAAGCUGGAUCUGCGUCCGUUUUUUUUUAAUUUAAAGUCACGAUCUAAGCUCUCAGAUCUGAAACAGAAAG
Molecule: messenger RNA, 4309 nt
Organism: Stegastes partitus (bicolor damselfish)
Lineage: Eukaryota; Metazoa; Chordata; Actinopteri; Pomacentridae
Gene: efr3a
Product: EFR3 homolog A (S. cerevisiae)
Exons: 23
Coding region: 685-3147 (820 amino acids)
Biological process (GO): protein localization to plasma membrane
Cellular component (GO): plasma membrane
Source: RefSeq, a predicted model, not a curated record